This is a messenger RNA of Dreissena polymorpha, 2110 nucleotides long. Its product is annotated as protein FAM124A-like. Bases 467 to 1819 code for a protein of 450 amino acids. The transcript has a single exon. Lineage: Eukaryota; Metazoa; Mollusca; Bivalvia; Myida; Dreissenidae. The record is from RefSeq and is a predicted model, not a curated record.
CGUCAACAGCGGUCUUAUUGUUUUUGAUAAAUUAGUGCUCACAUUUCUUUAAUUGUUUGAACGGGACUUAACUUUAUAAGUUAGUGCUUGAUCUGUGUGAUUUAUACAUGAGUUAAUCAAAGAUAAGUCGCACUUAAAAGGUAAACCUCAAUUGAGAAUAGGGCAUAUUAGGAUCAGUACCAAGUUGAGCGUGUUUAUCAAAUAACAAAGAAAUACACUUAAGAUGCUGGCGAACACGUUUAAUGUGGCGUAUAAUUGAUAUUAAGCUUGAAUAUUUAAUUGAUUACGCAGACCUUUUUGUUGGAUACCAAGCAUCAUAAUGAUAAUCGUAAACAAAUCGGGAUAUGGAUGGAAUUAAAGUGAGUUCAAACAUAAAAUAGUGUAGAUUAAAAAAGAGUAACCUGAAUUCUGAUGUGAUGCUGCAAGCAAGCACGUAAAUCACCAAAAGCGAAAUUACUUUACGGAAAUGGCUGACGGACAGACUGGCGAUCUUAUAGAAGAAAGUGGGAACGCUUAUAAGUGUAGGGUCACUCUGCUUGCGCCACCGAACAAGAUGGAAGCUCUCGAGAGUGUUAUAGGCUCUUUAAUGGACUGGGUUGAUCCUUCGAGGCAGAUAGUUGACGUAGAGGAAAAGAUUCCUGGUGAGCAUUUGUACAAAGAUGGAAUUGCUAAGCGUGACAUUACUGGCUGUCUCGUAACGCCCGCCAUGAGCAUUAUGCUGUUUGCUAAGGAAACUGGUGAGAUGAGUGUUAGUGACCUACAGCGUGCUUUACUUAUGCCACCAUGGCAGUUUCACCAUAAAGUAGAAUUGCAGAACAGAAAUGCACCAAACAAACCUGUGGCUAAACAGGAAUUUUUCCGACUCGCCAACGACUUUCCGCUGUUCGCAGCCUGCCCAGUUCUUUCAAACACUGAACACGUACGAAUCAACUUGUACGUCCAUAACUAUCCAGAAAUGGUGGACUUUUACCGAACUAUCACUGAAACGGAGAUCGAAACAAGCAAACCGGAAUUUUGCAUUUUUGAAUUAUACCGACAGCCUGGUCUUGAUAUACAACUGUCACUCAAACAUUCGCCGUAUAUUUCUCCUGUGCCGGUUGAAUCAGCGUAUAUAAGUUUUAAUGUCAAAAGCAUAACUGCUAUUAAAGUGGCAACGCACAAUUCAAAAAUAGUCAUCGUUGGCGGCAAUGUAUACACAACGCAUGACCCGGACGGAAACCUAGUCAUUUUAUACGAAAAUAAUCAAAAUACAGAAGAGCUGUACUGCGAUGAUCUCGGCAAUGCGGUGAACAAUCAAACUCUUGCGGAUACCACAAAAUGUAUUAGCUGCUUCGAAAAUGAUGAUGGAAGGAGUCAGCGAAGCGUAGCAGGAAGUCACGAUUCUGGCCAGUUUUCUGAUAAUGAAGGCAACAGAGCUCGGGGACGAGAAAUCGAUAAUAAUAUUAUUAAAAAAACUAUAAGCAAAUCCGCAGCUGUGGUGUCGAAACGUGAGAAAAGUGAAGGUUACGCAAGCUCCGACAGCGGCUCCAGUUAUGCCCGUGUUGGAAACAGGCAUGCCACGUAUAGACCACGUGCUGAUGGCUCAAAGACUGUUGAAUAUAGUGUGUUUAACAAGGUAGCGAAGCUACGUGACAAUUGGGACGCAGUCGACAAAAUGAGCGGAACUUCAGAUUGCAUUUCGGGUGCCACAGAUUGUCGUUUAGUAGACAACGGAACAAUCAAAAGAACUGAAUGUCAUUCGACUAAUGGAGCUCGUAAAUUAGUUAGAACUAAAGAUUUGAACACUGUGACCAUUAAGCAUUCGGCUGUGUAUAUAUGAGUGCCACGGGGCCAUUAGAUAUUAAGAUAGUGUUGUGUUUUUAAACGUAUUUUAGCAUUACGUACAUUAUUUAUGUGUGGAAAUUGUACCUAUGUUUACAGUGUCACGAGAAAUACAGAGAUCAAUUAUUUACCCCAAAACACUAAUAAUUUUUAUCAUCUAUUAAUCUUAUAAAAUCUAGUAAUAGCAUAAAUAUUAUACCAGGUGAACAUUCUCGUUAACAAAGUCUAUAUUUAAUAUUUGUGUUUUCAAUUACCGUAACUAAUAGUCGUAAUUAUAGAAACUAAAUAG